This is a messenger RNA of Diatraea saccharalis (sugarcane borer), 4114 nucleotides long. NCBI's taxonomy places the organism in Eukaryota, Metazoa, Arthropoda, Insecta, Lepidoptera, Crambidae. The record is from the annotation of a GenBank genome assembly.
AAUACAUACUCGCCGCCCGUGCCGGUCGCACGCUCUGCGGCCGUUCCGUUUUAGAAACUCGAACGCGAUUUCCAAAUUUAAAAAUUUUCAGAAUCGGUUGUUCUCUUUUUUUGAGAUUUCGUUUUUUUUUAUUUAAUUCGCGAGUUUGGUUAUGCGGACUUUUUAUAUAUUUUAAAAAUGGAAAUUAGUGCUAUGCCUCCUAUGCCGCUGGACUUUUCCAUGGUUAGAAGCGGGAACGGAUCCCCUGGUGGUAUCCGGGAGUCAUCUCCGAGACCCGUUUCCAAUAGCGCCUUCAGAGUUGUUACACCUAAAGGAGUAUCAGCUAGCGAGGCGCUAAGGAAUGGCCUUUGUCAAUCUCUUUGGGGAGCACCCGCCAAUCGAGCUGAACCUAGAUUGGCAUCUCCACCACCUUGCCAAAGCCAAGACUUGUAUCCUAGAGAUGAAAUAAAGUUUGGCAUCAACCGUUUGGUCGGUGACAAAUCAAACGAAGAUGAAGACGAAUCCCACCAUAACGACAUCACGAGAGCUGAGAACGUCUCCCCUGGAUCACGGUGCGAGAGCCCAUGUUGGGCACCAUCACCGCAAUCUCCAAAAUCAGUGCGUUCGACUUCACCGGAGCUCGAAGUAGAUUCCCCACCAUCUUCACCGAGAAGGCCACCAGAUUCCACUUCACCACCAAAGAGAUCCGAAGCGUUUUCAAUGAGCGUUCUCCUUAGACCUGAUGCUCCAAGAGUCCAACCACAAAGACCCUACCUAUACAACCCAUUACCCUUUGCCGAAUUUUUGAGAGAUAACGGAAGCUUAGGUCUGCCUGGAUGGGGAGGAUACAGCAACCUGUACCUUCAUGCUGUAGCUGGACCAGAAUUACUUAGAUUACGAGCUGCAGUUCUUGGUGCUCAGGGUCCUUUAUCUAGACCACUGCCUAUAGGUGAUGUGUACUCUUGUGUUAAAUGUGAGAAAAUGUUCAGCACACCUCAUGGACUGGAAGUGCAUGCACGAAGAUCGCAUAACGGGAAAAGGCCUUUCGCGUGCGAGCUAUGCAGUAAGACGUUCGGACAUGAAAUCAGUCUUAGUCAACACAGGGCGGUGCACAGCGUCGAAAAAGUGUUCGAGUGUAAACAAUGCGGCAAGACGUUCAAAAGGUCCAGUACGCUAUCCACACACCUUCUAAUCCACUCCGACACCAGGCCGUACCCUUGCCAGUACUGCGGGAAGAGGUUCCAUCAGAAAUCUGAUAUGAAGAAACAUACCUACAUACAUACUGGUGAAAAACCUCAUAAGUGCCAAGUAUGCGGUAAAGCAUUCAGUCAGAGUUCAAAUCUGAUCACUCAUUCACGCAAGCAUACCGGGUUCAAACCUUUCGCAUGCGAAUUAUGCGGGCGGGCGUUUCAAAGGAAGGUAGAUCUGCGUCGGCACCGCGAAACGCAGCAUGCGGACCUGAGAGCACCACAGGCGCAUAUGCAACCGCCGCAUACAGACGUUCAUGCUAUGCAUGCACCCGAUAUGCAUGCAGUCACAGAUCAUAGAAUAGAUCUCCGGCCUCCCCAUGCAGAGCUGAGAGCACCGCACCCCGACUUCAGGACCCCACAUAUGAGCACCUCCGUGCCCCCCCUGCAGGCCCUCCCCUCCUGAACGUCAACAGCCUUCGCGCCCGCUACCUGGCGCUAAGGCAAUAAGGCAAUCACAACCAUAUUUUAGGAAGAGAGAGUCCAAUCUCGAUAUCACUCUGCCAUGUAAAUACGACAGCUUGAAACCAAAAAUUUAUUAAUAUGUAUAGACAAUUCUUUUUUAAAUUCUUUAACGUGGUGAUUGUUGUAAAAAGUCAUAUCAUUGAAUAUCUGUAUCAAGAAUUAUUUAAAAAAAAAAUUCUUUAAAAAGCAGUUUCUAAUCAAUCACAAAUCAUCAUUUUUAUGACAUAAUUAAUAAUGUAUAAUAAGAUAAUGAUUCUACUUUAUUGGUGACAUCACUUUAACUAUUUAAAGUCAAACUCGAUUUAUUUAUAAUAGAUUUAUGAUUGUACAUUCGCCAGCAUAUCAGGUUAUAAAGAAUUGUGAAAUUUAUGCAAUCAACUUUAAGCCUUAUUGUGUAUGAAAUUAAGUUAGAAAUAUGUUGUAGUAACUUGAUAUGCUGCUAUAAUAAAACUUGUUGUUGUGAGUUUUUGAUCUCAUUGUAAAUUAAUUUUGAAACCUGUUUUUUACAACAAGCAUUGUUGAAUGUCACAAUUAGGCAUUGUAUAAAAUAUCGUGUCAGAAUAUGGGGGGUGUUCACUAGAUUUUUGUUUUAAGUUAAAAAUAAUAGUGAAAUCUUUUCUUAAAAGAAUUUUUAUAUUUACGGACUGAUAAAAUCAUUCCAUGUUAAUUUUAAAGUAAUUAUAUUAAUCGAGCCCUUUAACGAUGCUUUUGAAGUACAAAAGUUCAUUCCAUUUCUUUUGUCCAAUAAUAUUUCAUUCCAAGCAUCAUUCCCUUAAAACUGUAUUUAAACUUCUUAAAUAAAAAUUUUACUCAAUGUAAUCAUAAAGUUGUCAUAAAAAUUUAAAAUGGCAUCUAAAUUCUUAAGAAAGAUAUAAAAUAAAAUCAAAGGCAGUCUAUUCAGGGUAAUUCGGUAAUAUUAUAAAAAAACUAACGCAACAAAAUAUAUAAUUAAUUUAUGGCAUUUUAAAUAGAAUUUCUAAUAAAAUAAAAAUAACAUCAAAAGACCCAGACAGGAAUGAACUUACCUGUAACAUUUUAAUUUUAAAUAACAAAUAAGAUGCCCACAUCUAAUAGCUACUAAUUAGGCAAAUUGUAAAUACUUACGUUAUGUUUAAAUAUUGAAUGUAGAUAAUCAGUUCAUAAUAAAUAAAAGACCUUAUCCCGAACCCCAAUUCUACUUAUGUUAACGCUAUAAUGGCGUUUCAAUGGCGUCUCUUUUCGUCACAGUCCUUAUAACUGUAUCAUUUAUAAACAAAAAUAACCGUCAUCACUGAUUUAUCAAGACAUGGCGUCUUGUUUACAAAGACGCCAUUUUACUGAUAAUAUUGAACUUUAAGUAUUACGACAAAAUGUAAUCAAAUGCCGUUUUAUUAAUGUUUAUAAUAGCAAAAUUGAGAUUCUAAUAAAUCUAAUUAUUACCCAUAUUUUUUUUUCUCACAGGCAUGCCCAAAUAAUGCUCCAUUCAAAAUGUUUACAAACUUUGCUUAAAUUUUUAUUUUAUAGCAAUAAAAAUGAUUCCAAUAUCUUAUUUCAUUUAAAAAAAUAAUUAAUUUUUCGAUGAGUCGAAUAAGUUUUAACCAGCCAUAUGCACAAACGUACAUUAUUUUUUUCAUUAGUUUAAAACAACAUAACCUAUACAAAUUUGAUAAUCAUUAAGCUUAAAGGCGUAAUUAAAACUUAAUGGACGUUUGUGCAACUGACCGAAUGUCAUGUACGGUAAUCUGUAGUUAAUGACUACUCAAUGUUUUAUUUAAUUUUAUUGUUACCACUUAGUUUAUGUAAAUAUUGUAUAAAAUCUAUUGUACAAAACGGAUCCAAAGAAAAACGUGCAAUCAUUAUAAUAUCUAUUUAGCAGUUAUGUGAUUAUUAUAAUUACACAUGUCACUUAAAUAAAUGAUGUAUUAAAACUUUUGUUUUAUUAUACACUAUAAUAGCCUAACGGUCGGUUCUGAACUGAGAAAAGUACAACAUCUCAACUGAUCAUUCUCAGUCAUCAUCAUUACCAGUCCUUUUUAUGUCCCCACUGCAGGGGCUCAGGCCUUCCUUAUGGAUGGUUAAGGAGGAUGGGCCAUGACCCUCCACGCUGGCCCAAUGCGGAUUGGAGGAUAUUAACGACUGCCAAUGCAGCCGGGACCAACGGCUUAACGUGCCUUCCGAAACACGGAGUAGCUCGAGAUAAUAAUUUUUGGUCACCCAUCCCGUGACCGACCCUUGCGAAAGUUGCUUGACGACUACGAUCGCGGGCCGCGGCGCUUAUCCACUACGCCAUCGAGCUACUCUCAGUAACUUGAGUUUAUACUUGUCACAUGUCAAUAAGUCAUAGUUUUAUCAAACCGCUGUCAACUGAUCAAUAAAAUAAUUAAGCUCAGAAGCGAUAAAAAAUACAGUUUGAGAGGUUCUUAAAUUUAAUUUCUCAAUUCGGA